This is a messenger RNA of Microtus oregoni (creeping vole), 546 nucleotides long. RefSeq names its product DNA-directed RNA polymerase II subunit RPB4-like. The transcript has a single exon. NCBI's taxonomy places the organism in Eukaryota, Metazoa, Chordata, Mammalia, Rodentia, Cricetidae. The record is from RefSeq and is a predicted model, not a curated record. Gene Ontology annotation, molecular function: translation initiation factor binding; nucleotide binding. Gene Ontology annotation, cellular component: P-body; RNA polymerase II, core complex. Bases 1 to 546 code for a protein of 181 amino acids. Gene Ontology annotation, biological process: nuclear-transcribed mRNA catabolic process, deadenylation-dependent decay; positive regulation of translational initiation; mRNA export from nucleus in response to heat stress.
AUGGCGGCCAGUGGCAGUGAUCCUCGGGUUGCAGACCUUGAAGAAGAUGCCACUCACCUCUUCUUUUCGAAAGAGUUUGAGACAGUGGAGACAGUCCUGAACUCUGAAGUUCACAUGCUUCUGGAGCAUCGAAAGCUGCAGAAUGAGAGCGCAGAAGAUGAGCAGGAGCUUUCAGAGGUUUGCAUGAAAACCCUGAACUAUACAGCCCGCUUCAGUCAUUUCAAAAAUAGAGAGACCAUUGCCAGUGUUCGUAGCUUGCUUCUCCAGAAAAAGCUACAUAAGUUUGAGUUGGCCUGUUCAGCUAAUCUUUGCCUAGAGACUGCUGAGGAGUCCAAAGCUCUGAUUCCAAGUCUGGAAGGGUGUUUUGAAGAUGAGGAAGUGCAGCAGAUUCUCGAUGAUAUCCAGACCAAGCGCAGCUUACAGUACCGAUGUUCACACCCUGCUCCUGAGAUUGCUCAGAACGCCACCACAUCCCAGCCAGGUCAGCCUCAUGCAGGAGUGCUGAAGCAGAAGACACUUGGGUCACUUUGCUUUAUUGAGAUAUAA